UUAUAUGCGUGUCUCGCAGAUCAGGAUUACUUUUCCGCAUCACAGUGACAGAUCAACACAAUGAGAGCUUGCUGUUGCCCUGCGUCUACCUUUUCCACCUGGAUACACCCGGAUAAAUCCUUAGCCGAGCUAGCAAAGGCGCAUUUGUGGCGGUCGGCAAGCGAGCUCUUCGGCAUAUUCUAUGCACCAACUUCAGUCGUUAUAAAGAUGCGCUACCCCACUAAAAGCAUGGUGGAGACUGCCAACAGUUCUAUGAAACCCUUCACAGCGCGUCCUGAAGAUGUCGAAGUGCGAAGAGAGGGCCCUCGAGCCUGUGGAAGGCGUCACGGAUCUGGAACGGGUAGUCACCGCAGCACCCCAGACGGCGGAUGAUGUCGAGAAACAUAAUGGACUUGUGGCUAUUGACACCUCAGCUUCUGAACGCUUGCCGUUUUCGAAAGCGCGAUGUGUAGCGCUUGUUACGACGAUUGCUGCGGCGCCGUUUUUGAGUACAAUGGCCGUCCAAGCCUCAGUCAUUAUCCUACCCACCAUCGGAGAAGAACUGAAUAUCCCAGUUAGUCGCCAGCAGUGGAUUAUCUCCGCCUACAACCUCACAUUUGGCUGCUUCCUGCUACUAUGGGGUCGUCUAGCAGAUGUCUACGGCCGACGGAUGAUCUUCCUCUGGGGCUCCGCGGCCUUUACACUGACAUCGAUAAUAACCCCUUUCAUCCCCAAUGAGAUCGGCUUCGACAUCUUCCGUGGCCUCCAGGGUCUCGCUGCCGCCGCCAUGGCACCGACCGCUCUCGGCAUCCUCGCUUCUACCUUCCCACCCGGAAAGACCAAAGACAUCGCCUUUGGAUGUUUCGGCGCUGGAGCUCCACUUGGUGGCGUUCUAGGCAACAUCUUCGGUGGUGUAGUAGGCGAGUACCUUGACUGGCAGUGGGUUUUCUGGCUCUUUGGUAUCAUAGCGGGGAUCUCUACGGUUGCAAGCUACUUCGUCAUCCCAAUUCCACCAUUGAAGCCCGAGCCUGUCUUGCGCAAUACGGUCGAUUGGAUCGGCGGAUCGCUCAUAACCAUCGGGCUUGUCGUUCUCGUGUUUGCACUUUCCGAAGGUAAUGUCGUGGGCUGGAGUACGCCGUGGGUACCAGUACUCAUCGUACUCUCGCUGAUCAUCAUCGGCGCAUUCGGCUUCUGGCAGCAUUACCUCGAGCACAAAACAGAAAGGCGACCAUUGAUGAAGAUGAGUAUCUUUAAGAACGGCAAUUUCACUGCUGCCAAUGUGCUCAUGGCGCUGUUCUUCUCGUCGUUCAACAACUACCUCAUCUUCGCAACCUACUGGUUCCAGGAUUACCAGGGUCUUUCCGUCAUUCAGACGACGCUAAGGUUUCUGCCAACCGGUAUCACGGGAAUCUUGGUCGCGACCAUCACCGGGCAGAUCCUCUCACGGAUCCCAGGCGAUUACAUACUGACUUUCAGCACUAUAUGCAUGAGCAUCUCUUCGCUGCUCUUUGCGAUUCCAAUUCCUGUUCACACGACCUACUGGGCCUAUGGCUUUCCUGCUAUGGUACUGUGUGUCUCGGGUGCAGAUACCAUGUUCCCAGUCCUUACGUUGUUUGUAGCGAAGACGCUGCCCCCGGAAGAUGCAUCACUUGGUGGUGCGCUCAUCACUGCUGUUGGUCAAAUUGGUCGCGCGAUUGGUCUCGCGAUUGCGACAGCGGUACAGACAGCAGUUGUGGCUAGAGAAAAAGGUCUACGUGUGGAUGAGAUCGGUGGGGAAGGACAUAAGACGGAGCCUUGGGAUAACGCACUUAAGGUGGGCAUCAGAACGACGGCUUGGUUCAACUUUGGCAUGAGUGUUGCGUCCACGGCUGUUGUCAUCUUCUUCAUUAGAGGUAUUGGGAUUAUUGGAGGGAAAGGGAAACGGUAGCGCAUUAGUGGACUUAUCGAGCAAACCACCUGGUACCAAUCGUUCCCCCACUCCUAUGCGAACAUCGGUCCAAACUUCGGAAUGCCACACGCUGAUAGUGCUGAAUCACGU
Messenger RNA from Alternaria rosae, 2017 nucleotides. Its product is annotated as major facilitator superfamily domain-containing protein. The transcript is spliced from 3 exons. NCBI's taxonomy places the organism in Eukaryota, Fungi, Ascomycota, Dothideomycetes, Pleosporales, Pleosporaceae. Gene Ontology annotation, cellular component: membrane. Gene Ontology annotation, molecular function: transmembrane transporter activity. The coding region runs from base 281 to 1906 and encodes 541 amino acids. Gene Ontology annotation, biological process: transmembrane transport. The record is from RefSeq and is a predicted model, not a curated record.